Messenger RNA from Agelaius phoeniceus (red-winged blackbird), 1380 nucleotides. It is a transcript of the gene RHCG, whose product is annotated as Rh family C glycoprotein. The record is from RefSeq and is a predicted model, not a curated record. Gene Ontology annotation, biological process: ammonium transmembrane transport; ammonium homeostasis. Lineage: Eukaryota; Metazoa; Chordata; Aves; Passeriformes; Icteridae. Gene Ontology annotation, molecular function: ammonium channel activity. Gene Ontology annotation, cellular component: plasma membrane; basolateral plasma membrane; apical plasma membrane.
AUGGCCAAGAACACCAACAUGCGCUGGCGGCUGCCGCUGGUGUGCCUGCUCUGGGAGCUGGCCAUGAUUGUCCUCUUCGGGGUCUUCGUGCGCUUCGGCGCCGAAGCUGAUGCGCACUGGGAGGAGGAGAAACAGGGCAUGAACCUGACCAGUGACAUGGAGAACGACUUCUACUUCCGAUACCCCUCUUUCCAGGAUGUCCAUGUGAUGAUCUUUGUGGGCUUUGGCUUCCUCAUGACCUUCCUCAAGCGCUAUGGAUUUGGAGCUGUGGGUUUCAAUUUCCUCCUUGCUGCCUUUGGGAUCCAGUGGGCUCUCCUGAUGCAAGGCUGGUUCCACUCUUUCAAGGAUGGGAAGAUCCUCAUUGGAGUGGAGAACCUGAUCAAUGCUGAUUUCUGCGUGGGCUCUGUGUGCAUCGCCUUUGGGGCCAUCCUGGGAAAAACCAGCCCCAUACAGCUCCUUGUCAUGACUUUGUUUCAAGUCACACUCUUUUCAGUGAAUGAGUACAUCCUCCUCAACCUUCUUCAUGUAAAGGAUGCAGGUGGCUCCAUGACCAUUCACACCUUCGGAGCCUACUUUGGCCUCACGGUGACACGGAUCCUGUACAGACCCAACCUGGAGCAGAGCAAGGACAAGCAGGGCUCCGUGUACCACUCUGACCUCUUUGCUAUGAUCGGUACCCUGUACCUGUGGAUGUACUGGCCCAGUUUUAACUCAGCCAUUUCUGACCACGGGGAUGCCCAGCACAGAUCUGCCAUUAACACGUACUGCUCGCUGGCUGCCUGUGUCCUCACCACCAUGGCCUUCUCCAGCAUGCUGCAAAAGAAGGGCAAGCUUGACAUGGUGCACAUCCAGAACGCCACGCUGGCCGGCGGCGUGGCCGUGGGCACCAGCGCCGAGAUGAUGCUGACCCCAUAUGGCUCCCUCAUUGUUGGCUCCAUCUCUGGCAUCGUGUCCACGCUGGGCUAUGUCUACUUCACGCCUUUUUUGGAGUCUAGGUUGCACAUUCAGGACACAUGUGGCAUCCACAACCUCCAUGCCAUGCCAGGCCUUAUUGGGGGCAUUGUGGGGGCCAUCACAGCAGCUGCAGCCACGGAAGAUGUGUACGGAAAGGAAGGGUUCAUCAAGGCGUUUGACUUCACGGGCGUGUACCAGACGCGGACACCCAGCAUCCAGGGAGGCUUCCAGGCAGCCGGCAUUGUGGUGUCUCUGUUGAUGGCAUUCGCUGGGGGAGCCAUCGUGGGGGGCAUCCUGAAGCUGCCCAUCUGGGGGGACGCCGCGGCCGAGAACUGCUUCGAGGAUGGCAUUUACUGGGAGGUGCCGGAGGACGAGGAGAGCGACGUGUACCACAUGCACAACCCCGACAAGCCCGCCUCGCCCUGA